AAGGCUCAGCCUUUAGUAACGCCUGCCUCUUUUCGCCAUUGCUUCUCUUGUUGUUGCGAUGUCAGUGUAAACUAAUGUUUUUCUCAUAAUUAGCUAUUUAAUCUAAGCUACCAUGCCUCCAAGGAAAAAACGCAAGACUGAAGUGGCUUCUAAAGAGCACAAAACUAAGGACACGGCCACGAAAUCUCCCCAGAUUUACACAAGGUGGCUAAUGAAAUCAGAACCAGAAAGCAGAUUUGAAAAUGGAGUUGAUGUUAAGUUUGGAAUUGAAGAUCUGAAGAGCGAGCCAAAGCAGACGUCAUGUUGGGAUGGUGUCAGGAAUUAUCAGGCCCGGAACUUCAUGCGAGACCAGAUGAAGGUUGGCCAGCUUGGGUUUUUCUAUCACAGCAACUGUAAGACCCCAGGUAUUGCAGGGAUUAUAAAGAUUGUAAAAGAAGGGUAUGACGACCACACUCAAUUUGACAAAAAAGAUCCACAUUACGACCCGAAAUCCAAGAAAGACAGUCCAAGGUGGCAGAUGGUUGAUGUGCAGUUUGUCCGAAUGAUGAAGAGGUUUAUUCCACUCUCUGAGCUGAAAACAUACCAUGAGAACCACAAGUUAUCUGGUGGGCCACUGAAAUCUGUGGCAUUAUUCACUAGGGCAAGACUAUCUGUGCAACCACUAACAGAAGAUGAGUUUGAUUUCAUUGUGAGCUUGGAAGACAAGAAAUUAGACUAGUAAUAUGCUGAAAAGACUCCAGAUUGAUGACAGACAGACAAACAAGGGACACUGAACGUCAAAUGAACUAUUUCUCAUAUUUUUUUGGGUUCUGACAUCAUGAUUAUAUGGAAAGCAUAAAUAAACCACGAGCCUAUUAUAUAUUUAAUUUAAGUUUUAUUAUCUUUAAGAUAUACAAUAUCAUUUGGACCUCUAACCAUUUUUACACUCUUGAGCUUUAUUUUACACUUAAUCUGUUACUAUAUGGUUCCACAGUUGUUUGAACUUAAUAAAAGAUGAUAUGAUACUUUCACUUAUAAAAUAAUUGCUGCUGAACUA
Nematostella vectensis (starlet sea anemone) is the source of this 1036-nucleotide messenger RNA. RefSeq names its product thymocyte nuclear protein 1. Gene Ontology annotation, cellular component: nucleus. The transcript is spliced from 9 exons. The record is from RefSeq and is a predicted model, not a curated record. NCBI's taxonomy places the organism in Eukaryota, Metazoa, Cnidaria, Anthozoa, Actiniaria, Edwardsiidae. The coding region runs from base 113 to 718 and encodes 201 amino acids.